Molecule: messenger RNA, 1512 nt
Organism: Fusarium coffeatum
Lineage: Eukaryota; Fungi; Ascomycota; Sordariomycetes; Hypocreales; Nectriaceae
Exons: 1
Coding region: 1-1512 (503 amino acids)
Biological process (GO): CENP-A containing chromatin assembly; chromosome segregation
Source: RefSeq, a predicted model, not a curated record
AUGGCCCGCUUCUCAGUACCAACGACAGCAAGGCUACCGUCCUCAUUACGAAUUGAUGCGACCAAUCCUGCUGUUGUGAAGAGUCUCAACCGACUAUCACGAGAAGCACUUAUUUCCUUGGCAUUAGACUGGCUUGACGAUGAGAGUCUACCUAAUGCCGUGCCCUAUAUUGAGAGGAGAGAUGAGGACGAUGAAGCAGACGAUGACCUCUAUCCUCCUUGUCAGUCCAUUGACGAUCUUCAACAACUUUACAUUGACAUGCAACAACAAAAAGGGUCAAAACGAGAUGUUGUUAGUAGAAUCGUGGAGGGCGACUGGAGGAUUGGCCUAACGCUAUAUCAACUGGCCAUGGCAGAUAUGGCAUAUUUCGAGCAGAAUCCAACAUCUCAAAAAUGGUCGGCAUAUUCGAUUCUACCUCUCAAACAACCUUCUCAUGAUGCUGGCGAGGACCAAUUGCUUAAAGUCGACAAAGAGAACCUGAAGGUUCCACGCUUCCACCCAUCAACAUUCCUACAAAACCUUCAGACUCAUGUGCUACCAGACGUGAAGGCACAUUAUCACUUCCACAGACCAAAAGAUAUACCUGUCUUGAUCUUGCGAAUAUUCGUUGUUGACUCACCUUACAACACUGGUUCUGCUCUAUCAGGCCGAGACGCUGGUGGUGCGACCAAUUUCGACUCGUCACGAACUGUGUACAUUGCUUUCCCUGACGGUUCUCCCUCACUAUACAUCACCAAGUCUCAAGGCACUGGCUCUGCUGGCUCAGGCGAAUCCAAGAGUUUACAAAGUCUGAUUGUUGAUGGCGUUCCUAAGGCUCUUUCACGUCCCCGUGAACGAUACACACUCAAAUCAGGGAACCUCUCAAGCAAGAACUUGGAUGCUUUGUUAGAAAAGAAGGGAUCUGGGCGCAUGAACGCUGCAGGUGGCGGCUGGAGCAUCUAUACCAACGAAUCAACAAAAGUAUCGCCGUUGGACACUGUUCUUCCAAGCCCACCCUUAUCUCGGGACUCAUCAUUUACCAGCCUCAAGCGCGGAGCGCCUUUGACUGAACGACAACAGGCAUCGAAAAAGGCAAGACUUGCUGCCAAAGCUCGAUUUGGUGAUACGGGCAUUGUCACAGAUGGAAAGGGGGUCGAAAAGGUUGACAUUGUGAUACAAGAUCCAUUCCCUACAAAUGUGGACUUGAGCGAAGCAGAUGACAGCGGCAACGAGGAUGGUGCAGAGGAUGGCAGGAAAAGUCGACGGAAAAGUAAGAUUGACGCAGUCAUUCGAGAGGCGAAUGUCGCAACGGAAGAGGACGGCAGAAAUGAUGCGACCACGUCCCAAAGGUGGACGCCCACCAUCAAAAUUUCAUUCUCCGGCAAUCAUGUUUGGGCCGGCGUACGCCAACUUGUUGAGGCUGGGAUAAUAGAUGGAGAGAAGAUGCCUGGUUGGAUGACGGGCGAGGAGGGAGUAACAACAGGACUGGUUAGGCACGGACGGAUACGCGGGCACAAAGGCUCUGGUAUGUGA